Molecule: messenger RNA, 210 nt
Organism: Racocetra fulgida
Lineage: Eukaryota; Fungi; Glomeromycota; Glomeromycetes; Diversisporales; Gigasporaceae
Source: the annotation of a GenBank genome assembly
AAACAGAUAUUGAUAAAUUGAUUAAUAAUGGAUACUGGUACAAUCAAAUACUAAGAAAUCAAAAUUUAACCGAAGAUCAAAAAGUUAAACUGAAUAGAGAUAGAAUCGAUAAAUUAAAAGAAUUAUCUAAUAAAUACUAUGACCAAAUCAGUAAAGAUAUUCAAACUGUUGAUGAUUACAGACAACUUAAUGAUGCUGGUUCUAUUGAUU